AUGUCUGUGCCAAAGAAACGUAGUCACGGAAAGUUAUCACCUUCCACCAAGGACGUAGAUGAUCCUUCGUUGAAGUAUACAAAGGCCGCAUCUAAGUGUGAACAAGUCGCUGAACAUUGGCUUUUGCAGCCAUUGCCGGAACCUGAAUCUCGUUACAGCUUUUGGGUAGUAGUUGUCACUCUGUUAGCCUUUGCUGCUAGAUUUUAUAAGAUCUGGUACCCAAAGGAAGUUGUAUUUGAUGAGGUGCAUUUUGGGAAAUUUGCAUCUUACUAUUUGGAAAGAUCAUAUUUCUUUGAUGUCCACCCUCCAUUUGCUAAGAUGAUGAUUGCUUUCAUUGGUUGGCUGUGCGGUUAUAGCGGCUCCUUCAAGUUCGAUGAGAUUGGAUACAGUUACGAAACUCACCCAGCUCCAUAUAUAGCGUACCGUUCGUUCAACGCAAUACUAGGUACCUUAACUGUCCCAAUUCUGUUUAACACUUUGAAAGAAUUAAAUUUCAAAGCUAUGACUUGUGCAUUCGCAUCUCUCUUGGUUGCAAUUGACACCGCGCACAUCACAGAAACAAGAUUGAUUCUACUGGAUGCCAUUUUGCUUAUUUCUAUUGCUGCUACUAUGUAUUGUUACGUUCGUUUCUACAAAUGCCAACUGCGUCAACCAUUCACAUGGAGUUGGUAUAUUUGGCUACACGGCACUGGUUUGUCCUUGUCAUUUGUUAUUUCCACAAAGUAUGUCGGUGUAAUGACUUAUGCCGCUAUCGGUUUUGCUGUGGUCGCAAACUUAUGGCAAUUAUUGGAUAUUAGAGCGGGAUUGUCUCUAAGAUUGUUUAUGAAACACUUCAGUAAAAGGCUAAACGGUCUAGUUUUGAUCCCGUUUGUCAUUUAUUUGUUUUGGUUUUGGGUGCACUUCACCAUUUUGAAUACUUCAGGUCCAGGCGAUGCAUUUAUGUCUGCUGAAUUUCAAGAAACAUUGCGGGACUCCCCCUUAAGUAUUGACUCCAAGACAGUUAAUUACUUUGACACUAUCACUAUCAAACAUCAGGAUACUGGUGCAUUUUUACAUUCACAUUUGGCACGGUACCCACAACGUUACGAAGAUGGCCGUAUCUCAUCUGCAGGCCAGCAAGUGACUGGUUACGCUCACCCAGACUUUAACAAUCAAUGGGAGGUGUUGCCACCACACGACAGUGGGGUUGGUAAAGGGCAAGCCGUUCUCUUGAACCAACAUAUUAGAUUAAGACAUGUGGCCACUGACACAUAUCUGUUAGCCCAUGAUGUUGCUUCUCCAUUUUACCCUACCAAUGAAGAAGUAACCACCGUAACUUUGGAAGAAGGCGACGGGGAGUUAUAUUCUGAAACGCUUUUUGCAUUUCAACCAUUGAAAAAGUCCGACGAAGGCCAUGUCUUGAAAAGCAAAACUGUUUCCUUCCGUCUUUUCCAUGUUGAUACUUCUGUGGCCCUAUGGACCCACAAUGACGAGUUAUUGCCUGAUUGGGGGUUCCAACAACAAGAAGUCAAUGGUAACAAAAAGGUCACCGAUUCUUCGAAUAACUGGGCUAUCGAAGAAAUUGUUGACUUGGACGAAGAUCGGAAGUUAUAUGUUCCGAAGGUCGUCAAGUCAUUACCGUUCUUGAAGAAAUGGAUCGAAACGCAGAAAUCUAUGUUUGAACAUAACAACAAAUUAUCUUCAGAACAUCCGUUUGCCUCUGAACCAUACAGCUGGCCCGGUAGUUUGAGUGGUGUCUCAUUUUGGACUAACGGUGAUGAGAAGAAACAAAUAUAUUUUAUUGGUAACAUUAUUGGGUGGUGGUUCCAGGUUAUUUCAUUAGCAGUUUUCGUUGGUAUUAUCGUGGCCGAUUUAAUUACAAGACAUCGCGGUUACUAUGCACUAAAUAAAAUAACAAGAGAAAAAUUAUAUGGCCCAUUGAUGUUUUUCUUCAUCUCAUGGUGUUGUCACUACUUUCCAUUCUUCCUGAUGGCUCGUCAAAAGUUUUUGCAUCAUUAUUUACCAGCUCACUUAAUUGCCUGUUUGUUCUCGGGAGCUUUGUGGGAAGUAAUCUUUAGUGAUUGCAAAUCCUUGAACUUGGAAAAAGACGAGGAGAUUUCGGGUACACCGUAUCAAAAGAACCCUAAGGUUUACGUUAAGCCUUAUGCUGUGUUCUUGGUAUGCGUCUCUGCUGCCGCUGCUUGGUUCUUUAUCUACUUCGCGCCAUUGGUCUAUGGGGACGUCAGCUUGUCGCCAUCUGAAGUCGUCUCUAGAGAAUGGUUCGACAUAGAAUUAAACUUUUCGAAGUGA
This is a messenger RNA of Saccharomyces kudriavzevii IFO 1802, 2289 nucleotides long. RefSeq names its product dolichyl-phosphate-mannose-protein mannosyltransferase (gene PMT4). Gene Ontology annotation, molecular function: dolichyl-phosphate-mannose-protein mannosyltransferase activity. The transcript has a single exon. Gene Ontology annotation, biological process: protein O-linked glycosylation via mannose. Gene Ontology annotation, cellular component: endoplasmic reticulum; membrane. The coding region runs from base 1 to 2289 and encodes 762 amino acids. NCBI's taxonomy places the organism in Eukaryota, Fungi, Ascomycota, Saccharomycetes, Saccharomycetales, Saccharomycetaceae. The record is from RefSeq and is a predicted model, not a curated record.